Juglans regia (Persian walnut) is the source of this 1520-nucleotide messenger RNA. RefSeq names its product magnesium transporter MRS2-11, chloroplastic-like. Gene Ontology annotation, biological process: magnesium ion transport. Lineage: Eukaryota; Viridiplantae; Streptophyta; Magnoliopsida; Fagales; Juglandaceae. The record is from RefSeq and is a predicted model, not a curated record. Gene Ontology annotation, molecular function: magnesium ion transmembrane transporter activity. The transcript has 14 exons. Bases 49 to 1425 code for a protein of 458 amino acids.
GCCGUGUGAUCGUUACAGAAUCAGAGAUCCAAUCUCCAUGACCGUGCAAUGGCUCUGACUCCUUCAUCCCCCUAUCUCCUCCAUUUUCCCCUUCACUCUCCAUCCGCAACAACUCACCACCUCCUCUUCUCCGACCUCGCUUCCAGCUCCAGCUUCUUCCAGUCCCCAUGGGCGCCGUCGCACAAGAGCAAGGUCUCUGCGAUUUCUCCGAUUGUGAUCAAGGAGGCCUCUUUGUCCAGGGUGAAAUGCAUAUCGAAAUCAACGGCGGAGGAGGACCGGUUGAUCGAACGGGAAACCAUAACCAGUUCUGGCGACGGCGACGACCCGAAGGCCCCGCACCAGAGUUCAGUGCCGACCACUGGAUCGAUUGGUCCUCAGAAGGUGUCCACUUCGCUUAGUGAAUCUCUUUCUCUCGGGAUUCGCGAGCCAGUUUACGAGGUGCUAGAGGUAAAGUCAAAUGGGAUGGUAUCCACUAGGAAAAUUAACAGACGCCAAUUAUUGAAAUCAAGUGGCCUUCGUCCACGAGAUAUCCGAAGUGUAGAUCCAUCACUGUUUUUAACAAACUCGAUGCCUUGUUUGCUGGUUCGUGAGCAUGCAAUUCUUUUGAAUCUGGGCUCAUUGCGAGCAAUGGCAAUGCAUGAGUGUGUCUUUAUUUUUGACUAUAACAGUAAAGGAGGGAAGGCCUUCAUAGAAACCUUGCUGCCUCGGUUGGACCCCAAAAACGGGCAUGGAGGACAAUGUAUGCCAUUUGAAAUUGAGGUUGUUGAAGCAGCAUUGCUUUCACGCGUACAGUGUUUGGAGCAGAGAUUAAUCAAUUUGGAACCUCGUGUACAAGCUCUCCUUGAGGUUUUGCCAAACCGAUUAACUGCUGACAUAUUGGAGCAGCUUCGAAUUAGCAAGCAAACAUUGGUUGAAUUGGGCUCAAGGGCUGGGGCUCUCAGACAAUUGUUGCUUGAUCUUUUAGAAGACCCUGAGGAAAUACGUCGUAUUUGUAUAAUGGGAAAAAACUGCACGCUUAAGAAAGGAAAUGAUGAAGUGGAAUGCUCUGUCCUCUUAGAGAAGCAGAUUGCUGAGGAAGAGGAGGAAGAAAUCGAAAUGCUUCUGGAAAAUUAUCUUCAAAGAUGUGAAUCUUGUCAUGGUCAGGCUGAAAGGCUUCUUGACUCUGCAAAAGAAAUGGAAGACUCAAUUGCUGUGAAUUUGAGUUCUCGGAGGCUUGAGGUUAGCAGAGUGGAGUUGCUUCUCCAGGUUGGGACAUUUUGUGUGGCAGUUGGGGCUCUAGUUGCUGGUAUUUUUGGCAUGAACUUGAGGUCCUAUCUUGAAGAACAUGUGUUUGCGUUUUGGCUAACAACAGCUGGGAUAAUUGUUGGUGGUGUUGUCGCAUUCUUCCUCACGUACGCCUAUCUCAAGGCAAGGAAGAUACUGUAAGCCGAAAAUCCUUUCCAUGUGCAGAAUGACAAGAGCGUUCUGUUUCAGCAAAUUGAUAAAAUCAUGCAUGCAAGAGCAUUCAGUUUGCCCAAUGA